Miscanthus lutarioriparius is the source of this 1440-nucleotide messenger RNA. The record is from the annotation of a GenBank genome assembly. NCBI's taxonomy places the organism in Eukaryota, Viridiplantae, Streptophyta, Magnoliopsida, Poales, Poaceae.
AUGGGUCGCAACAUCAAGAAGGCCAAGAAGGCCAAAUCCAAGAAGUCUAAGAAGAAAACUGAAACGUCCUCGUCGUCCAAUCCUGCGGUUGCCUCUGGUCCGGCUAAGGUCUGGCAACCGGGUGUAGAUGCACUGGAAGAUGGGGAGGAGCUGCAGUUUGAUCCCGAGGCUUACAAUUAUCUCCGAGGUUUUGGCAUUGGCUGGUCUUGCUUGAGUUUUGAUGUUGUGCACGAUCAACUUGGACUCAUCCGUUCAGAGUUCCCCCAUACAUUCUAUGGUGCUGCUGGAACGCAGGCUGAGAAAGCUUCAUGGAAUUAUAUUGGCGUUUUCAAGCUUUCUAACAUAAUUGGGAAGAAGCGGGAACCUAUACCAGCUUCAGCAGUUGAUGGCGACACUGAUGUGGAUAGCGACAGCAGCAGUGAUGAGGAAGAUGAAGAAAUUAAUGAGGAUACAAAGCCCAUCCUACACCUAAAAAAGGUGGCUCAUGCGGGAUGUGUAAAUCGCAUACGCUCAAUGACUCAAAAACCACAUAUAUGUGCUACAUGGGGAGAUACUGGUCAUGUUCAGGUGUGGGACUUGAGCUCCUUCCUUAAUUCUUUAGCAGAGUCAGGGACAACUGCACCCAAAGAAGACGACAUAAUCCACAAACACUUACCCGUGAAAGUAUUUAGCGGCCAUAAAGAUGAGGGAUAUGCCAUUGAUUGGAGUCCACUUGUUACUGGAAGACUUGUUUCUGGUGACUGCAAUAAGUGCAUUCACCUAUGGGAACCGACUUCAAGCAACUGGAACGUAGAUGCAAACCCAUUUGUUGGACACUCUGCAAGUGUUGAAGAUCUACAGUGGAGUCCCACAGAAGCCGACAUAUUUGCCUCUUGUUCUGUUGAUGGUACGAUAUCAAUAUGGGAUAUACGUACAGGGAAGAAACCUUGUAUUUCUGUCAAAGCUCAUAAAGCUGAUGUGAAUGUUAUCUCAUGGAACAGGCUUGCUAGCUGCAUGAUAGCUUCUGGGUGUGAUGAUGGCAGUUUCUCAGUUCGUGAUCUUAGAUCAAUUCAGGAGGACUCGUUGGUAGCACACUUUGAGUACCACAAGAAAGCAAUUACAUCUAUCGAGUGGAGUCCACAUGAAGCAUCAUCAUUGGCUGUAACAUCUGAAGAUCAUCAACUAACAAUUUGGGACCUUUCAUUGGAAAGAGAUGCGGAAGAGGAGGCUGAGUUCAGAGCGAAGAUGAAAGAGCAGGCAAAUGCACCUGAAGAUUUGCCCCCACAACUUCUUUUUGCUCAUCAGGGCCAGAGAGACUUGAAAGAACUGCACUGGCACCCACAGAUACCGUCAAUGAUCAUAUCAACGGCAAUUGACGGUUUCAACGUGUUGAUGCCUAGCAACAUUGAUACAACCAUUCCUGGCAACACUGAUACAGCAAUGGCAUCUGCUGAGCCAUAG